Messenger RNA from Strongylocentrotus purpuratus (purple sea urchin), 3229 nucleotides. RefSeq names its product short transient receptor potential channel 4. Gene Ontology annotation, biological process: regulation of cytosolic calcium ion concentration; calcium ion transmembrane transport; manganese ion transport. Gene Ontology annotation, molecular function: store-operated calcium channel activity; protein binding; inositol 1,4,5 trisphosphate binding. The record is from RefSeq and is a predicted model, not a curated record. Lineage: Eukaryota; Metazoa; Echinodermata; Echinoidea; Camarodonta; Strongylocentrotidae. The coding region runs from base 262 to 2973 and encodes 903 amino acids. The transcript is spliced from 16 exons. Gene Ontology annotation, cellular component: membrane; cation channel complex.
UGAGUGCAUCUCACCGCACGCAGAUGAACCCGAACGGCAAACAUUAGCACUCGCUCAGAAUGUUCGCUACCUGCCUGAAACCUGUGACCAGAUUCUGUUUCGUGUCACAAUUGGCUCGCAUAUGAUAUUAAUGUCGUUUGCCUUCAACAGCGCCACAUUUUGACUUCAUACAUUAAAGAGGCAGUAAGAGGCUACGCAAAAAAAGAAACGGAUAUUUCUCGGUUGGACAGCUGAACUGGUCGGGCGGGGAGCGGGGAGAUUAUGGAGGUGGAAGAGGCCGAACUUAUUCAACCAUCGGAGGACAGCGAGGCACUCAGCGGGCAGGAUGCGUUUUUCCAGGCGGCUGCGAACGGCGAAGUCGCCACACUGAAAGCGCUGGUGGAGAACCGCCUUGAACUUGGAAUUAAUCUCAACGGCCGAAAUGAUUCAGGAUAUACAGCACUGCAGAUAGCCGUCACGGAAGGCUAUGUCGUUAUCAUCACGGAACUUCUUCGUCUCGACGUCCUCGUUGGUGACGCCCUCUUAAGGGCAGCCGAGACCGAGUUCGAACAUGCCGUCAAGUGCCUUCUCGAAUAUGCUGAGCAAAAGCCAGAAGACGAGCGGGAUCGCAUCAUCAACUGUCGCUGCGAGGGGAGUGACUUCCACCCUCUCCUCACCCCUAUCAUGAGAGCAGCCCAAAAGAACAACUACUCAAUCGUGAAGAGACUCCUCGAUGCCGGUGCUCGUAUACCGGAGACAAAGUACGCCUCUGGCUCGGGCGGCGCGACCACGGUCGACAGCCUCCUCCAAUCGGUUGGUCUCGUGGAGCAGUACAGCGCCAUAGCUACCCCUGCUUACGUGACUCAAGCCUAUAACGACCCCAUCGACAAGGCUUUCCAGCUGACGAAGACACUCAACAAAAUAAGCUAUGCCGAGGUGGAACAUAAACUGGUAUUUCAAGAGAUGGCGAAGAAAAUGGAACAACUCGCAGCCGAUCUGAUAUCAGAAGCCAGGAACACAAAUGAGAUCCUGACUGUAUUGAAAUACUCGGAGAGGGCGCCAAAGAAGGCGACCAAGAAAAAUUCCAGCGCUACCGUCCUGCCAAAGAUUUCUCGUGCAAUCAAAUACAAACAGAAAAGAUUCGUGGCAGAGCCCAACUGCCAGCAGGCGGCCUCGACUCAGUUCCGUCGCCAGUUGGUCGGCGUAGGGGACUGGUCAGCGUUUAUGCAACUUCUGCUGCUUUUCGGAGUGAUACUAUCUCAUCCCCUGCUGAGCAUAGCGUACAAGAUGGGCGUCCGAGGCAGCCUGCGAAACUUUAUACGAACACCGUAUGUAAAGUUUAUGAUGCACCUGGGGUCAGACAUUGCUCUUCUGUCCAUCAUCACAGCUAAAGGUGUCUUUGUCUAUGAAAGUAUGGAAGUCAAAAUAUUUGAAAUCUGUAUACUUCUUGCAUUUGCUAUCGGAAUAGGUUAUAAAACACUGACGUAUCUCGUUGUUGAUAGACUAAAGUUCUUCUCCAACUUUGCGCACUACCGGGAUCUUCUUAUCGCAUCUCUCCUCAUUUUCCAGUGUCUCCUUGAAGGCCUUCAAAUUUAUGAGUUCCAAGCAGUUCAUUCCAACACCAUGGAACCGAUGAAACCAUUCGUGGAGCGACAUCAAAACGAGGUCACUGUACUCUCUAAGCCCAUCUUGGCCCUCGUCAGCGUCCUCGCCUUCCUGCGUAUCAUGCCGUACCUGACGGCGAACGACCUGGUGGGCGCCUUCCAGAUCUCGCUGGGGGACAUGAUCGUCAACACCUCCCAUUUUUUCGUCAUCCUCAUCGGCGUUUUCAUCGCCUUCUCGAGCGGGAUGACCUACAUCUACAGCAACACCAUACAGGGGUCUCGAGACCUAAGCUGCGAGUUCCGCCGUGGGGACUGCUCCGAUCUUGAAGUUCAUUUCAACAACAUCGGCCACGCCACGCUUACACUCUUCUGGACGUUAUUCGGUAUGAUCGGUAUCGAUAUCCUUAGCCUGCCAGCCAAUCAGCGGGUCCAGCAGAUAGCAGGAGUCGGCAUGUUUGUCCUCUUCCACCUAUUAGCUGUCCUCGUACUUCUCAACGCGCUAAUUGCUGUCAUGAGCAAUGUCUAUAACGCCGUUGAGGAGAACGGGGACGUUGAGUGGAAGUACUCUCGCACUGCAUUGUGGAUGUCUUUCAUGGAUGAUAUGUUUACUGUGCCCCCUCCCUUCAACCUCAUACCCGACGUGAGGAAUUUGUGUCGCCACUGUCACACAUGUUGGACCACUGAAGGCGGCGUUGUUACGACACCACCCAAGAAGGAGGAAGAUGACGUGGAUGAAUAUAGGACAGUAGGUCAGGAGGAUUAUGAGAGGGUGAUAAAGCAAUUGAUGGAACGGUACGUGACGAAAAGACUUACCACUGAACAAAGUGCUAACAGUGAAAUAGGACCCAUGGACAUCCGGGACCUUAGAAAUGACGUGGCUUCCCUCAGGUUUGAUGUGACGGCCAAGCUCGUGUACAUGGAGGAAGCCAUUAACAGCGGAAACAACCAGAGUGACAAGAUCUAUGGACAAAGUGAGGAAGCAGGCAACAUCUUUGACAGAACUCUGGAAAUCGACCAGAUGGUGAAUAAAUACAAGUACGCCAUCACAGAGAUAUAUCACAACGUCGAAAAAUACAAGGACUUCAUCCCGGCUCUCGAACAACUCAACUCCAUGAUGGAUACGAUGAUGCAGUCGGAAUCCAAAUCUAGCGCUCACGUCUACGGCUCCAAGCUCGUCCCCAACCUCGUCAGGCGCUACGAAAAGGCGAAAAAGCCGGCGCCGAAGGAAGGGGGUCGACGCUCCGGUGCCUUUAAAGUCGGGAGCCCGCAUAGUUUGCCUGAUGCGAGCAGGAUGCACGUAAGGCAGGGAGCCGAGUCCCGUUCAGCGUUCUCGUCGCAGUCAAGCCUUAACAGGACCGGGGACGGAGACCAAGACGACCCCCCUCCGUAGAACGUUCAUAAGUGAAUAUAUACCUUUUUAGAAUAAUAACCCAUCAGAGAGACAUUUUAAAUGAAUUCUUUUAAUGACUAGCACUUUCAUGGCAAGGCUAAUGCCAGAAUUCUAUUUCAUUUUGUUGUCUAAUGCUCCUUGUAUUAAGUUAAAGGAUCUCAAACUCGAGUUUAUUGAAUGCUUUGUAUUUCAAGAUUUCUAUAAUAGGAUGGUGGUGAGCAAACUCACUGAAAAAUAUUUUAAACAUGUGUUUGGG